This is a messenger RNA of Cornus florida, 1089 nucleotides long. RefSeq lists its product as uncharacterized. Gene Ontology annotation, molecular function: nucleic acid binding. NCBI's taxonomy places the organism in Eukaryota, Viridiplantae, Streptophyta, Magnoliopsida, Cornales, Cornaceae. The record is from RefSeq and is a predicted model, not a curated record. The coding region runs from base 1 to 1089 and encodes 362 amino acids. Gene Ontology annotation, biological process: DNA integration. The transcript has 2 exons.
AUGGCAGGUCAUUUCCAAGCUGACGAGUUAGAAAGAAUCAAACCUGCUAAGAAGACAUGGGAGAUUUUUAAUGUUGAUAUAGAUAGAUUAGACUUGGAAGAUUGGAGAACACCAAUUAUCCAUUUCUUGCAGGAGCCUAAUAUUAAUAUGGAUAAAAGAGUUCAGCUUUUGGCAUCUUAUUAUAUUUUGAUUGAUGGAGAUCUCUUCAAAAAGAAGGGUGGGCUUUCGAUUUUAUUGGAAACACCACCAUCUACGGAUGGCUACACUCAUAUUGUGGUGGCAACGAAUUAUUUUACAAAGUGGGUGAAGCCUAUUCCAUUAAAGACCUGUGAGCAGUCAACAGUAAUUAAUUUUAUCAAGAAGCACAUUAUUCAUAGGUUUGGAAUUCCAAAGACUCUCACCACAGACAUAGGCCUUUCCUUUGUUGGAAACAAAGUUCUUGAUUAUUGUGCCGAGUAUGGUGUCCAAGUGAUCAGUUCCACUCCAUAUUUUGCCCAAUCAAAUGGACAGGUUGAAACUUCCAACAAAGUAAUUUUCAACAUCCUUAAAAAGAUGAUUGAGAAUCAUCCAAGGGAGUGGCAUCACCUACUUUCCGAAGCUCUUUGGGCUUACAGAAAUUCAAGAAGAUCAGGUACUGGCGUCACACCAUAUAUGCUUACAUAUGGACAUGAUGCCGUCCUGCCAAUGGAGAUAACUAUUAGGUCUGCAAGGGUGGCUUUCCAAAAUAAGCUAACUCCAGCAUAUUACAACCAUGCCAUGUUGGUGGAAUUGAAAGAUCUUGAUGAAGUCCGUCUUAAUGCCUUGGACCAUAUUGUUGCUCAAAAGAAGAAAGUCAUGCGGGCAUACAACAAGAAGGUUAAGGCAAAGGCAUUUGUUAAAGGAGACCUGGUAUGGCAAGUCAGAUUUCCACCAAGAGUCAAAGAUAAGGAAUAUAGAAAGUGGACCCCUAAUUGGAAUGGUCCUUACUUGGUGGAACGAGUCCUUGGAAAAGGAGUUUAUAGAUUGAUGGAUAUAGAUGGAGGACCUCACAAGCAUCCUGUGAAUGGGGUAUACUUGAAAGAGUAUUACCCUUCCAUCUAUGAGAACUGA